AUGUCUGAUUCAGAUUCGGACAAUUUUGAAGAUGCUCAGGAGCAUUUUCAGGACAUCCCAGAAAGUCACCACCGCAACGACAAAGACUUGAAACGAAUCAGAAAAGAUUGCCACGAAGUACUAGCCAAUCUGGAUUCGUCAUUUUGUUCAGACCUCGCGUUGCAUCUCUAUAUGAUCAGAAUGCUGGCUUCGCGGGAUUACUUUGUCGCCAACGGACGUUUUAGCAGCUGGCCAUUACCAAAAAACCAGGUUCCUGUUCCCGUGGCAAGCAGGGAAUAUGUUGACGAGUGCAACAUCCAUGGUGACGCACAGAAACGCCAUAUAGUCCCUUAUGGGGAGAUCUGCAACGAAAACAAGGAAAGGCCUACGGAGCAACUAUUAGAGUAUGUGCCGCCUGCUACCGAUGCCAAAGAGGAACUGGGGUUGCAACUGCGAGCCAUAUUCCAGCAAAAAAUAUACAACAAAGUGCAUGCUUAUAAUCUCUCGAACGCGGCAGCACGAAUUCGAGAUAAAAAUGCUCCUACAGUCAAAUACCUUCCUGUCCUCGAUCCACCCGUGGAUCUUCCGCAAGAAGCCAAGGCAGAGUUAUUCACAAAAAUCAACAACGUUUUCGACAAGUUAAUUGAGCAAAGGAAGGCUUGUGUGAGGGCAGACAGUACUACCGCUUUGAACUGGUUGAGUGUCGCACAGCAGGCUAAAGAUCACGAUGCAAUGGUCUGCAGAGCUGGAACGUCGUAA
Messenger RNA from Ogataea haglerorum, 738 nucleotides. RefSeq lists its product as uncharacterized. The record is from RefSeq and is a predicted model, not a curated record. The transcript is spliced from 2 exons. The coding region runs from base 1 to 738 and encodes 245 amino acids. NCBI's taxonomy places the organism in Eukaryota, Fungi, Ascomycota, Pichiomycetes, Pichiales, Pichiaceae.